UCAGUUUUCAGGCUGUGAUCUGUAUAAGAAUUGCAGAGAUUGCGUUAUUGGUGUACCUGAUCAAAAUGUGUUGUCCGAUAGAAACGAAAACUACUGCAACGCUUGUAAUAAAGGCUGGUUUGGAAACACUUGCACGGAAUGUGGUAAAAUAUACAAUGGCAACAGUGGCGUUAUUGAAAUAUUGGGAUAUCCAAACAACGCGGAUUGCGUUUGGACCAUUGGCGUGACGAGGACAUCAACCGUUGAGUUAAGAUUUGAAAGAUUUCAUUUGGAAUCUGGAAUACAUUGCUCAUAUGAUAACUUGACGAUCUAUGACGGCGGGGACGCCCCUGAAGCGGUUGUGAUGACACUAUGCGGUCACGUGCCGCCCAGAAACUUUGUUUCGAAAUUCAACGUCAUCAUAUUAAAAUUUAAGAGCGAUGACGAGAAAAACUUUGAUGGUUUUAGAAUUACUUAUACGAAGUUAAGUGCUUGUGCUGCUAAUCCUUGUUUAAAUGGAGGUACCUGUAUGGUAGUGGCACCAACCCGGUUUAAUUGCAUCUGCGAGAUCGGGUACUAUGGCGAACAUUGUGAAUUCGAUUUACGGUGCAGGCUGCAGACCACCAGCUUUAACCCCGCAUCUGUAUUAUUCCUUUGGUGAAAGAGAGUUACGCUACGGUGCAGAGGUGUGGUACAGAUGUGAAAGCGAAUAUCGACUUCUUGGGUCCAAUGUUGCAGUUUGUACAGCCCGUGGCAGGUGGUCUAAUCAACCUCCUGUUUGUGUAUCCAAAUGUCCCCGACCCUCCAACCCCAACCAUGGUUAUGUAGACGAGCUUUCCGGCCUAACUGUGACGUAUGGGUGUGACGUAGGAUACGUUCUAGAAGGUUCCCACCGUAGUCGUUGCCUCCGAAACGGAAACUGGGAUCUAAAUCCCCCGACAUGCGCUCCCCUGUUGAAUGUAGAACCUUCUAGUGAUCUGUUGUCGCAAGGAAACGUUCGAGGUAGUGUCAUAAACGGAAAUGACGUCACAAACACUGAGAUCUCUUGUUUCCGCUUACUCAACCCCGUUGGCGGGAGAGUUCGUUUGAAUAUGUCUAGUGACGUCAUAAUCACUGGAACAAUGGCGCUUUAUUCGUGCAUUGGGGAUGACGUCAUAUUGAUCGGGAAUUCUACUCGGGUUUGUUUAAACACUGGUGGUUGGUCGGGAUAUGCUCCACUAUGUUUAAAAGUUUGUCGCGACCCUGGAAUUCCGACCUACGCUGACAAAACAAUCAUAUAUCCUGAUCACGUGGUAGAGGAUGGCGAGCGACACUUAGUGGUAGGAACGCGGAUUAAGUUUUCUUGCAUGUUUCCUGACCUUCGGAUCGUUGGAGUAAAACUUAGAGUUUGUUUAGAAGACGGGAGCUGGAGCGGAACCCGGAACCCUCUUUGUUUGCCAAGAUGCGGAUUGUUUCCAAUGACGUCAGAAAUAUUAGGGACUGUCCCGUGGCACGUCACAAUCUUGCGUCGAAACACUGUGACCAAUCGUUGGCAUCCUGUGUGUAAUGGAGCAUUUAUCGGAGACAAUCUAAUUAUUACAAGUGCACAGUGCGUCACUUACUCGUUCACGAAUCUGAAAUACAAUGUCAGCUCCAUGGUUGUUGGUAUCGGUGACGUAACAAGGACAGUCAUACGUCAUAAAUAUCACAUUUCUCGGAUUUUAAUUCACCACAAUUACGACCCCAUGUUGCGUCAUAAUGACGUUGCAUUGUUGGUGAUGACGUCAUCCGUUCCUAUUGAUUUUUCGGGAGAAAUUUGGCCGAUUUGUUUAAGGGCAAGCAACAAAAAGAGAUCAAAACUUUUGGCCGCUAGACGUCGCGGUUUAAUGAGUUCGUGGUCACCUUAUAUGGGCUGUCACGUGAGAAAUCCUUCGGCAAAUGGAACAAGAGGUUGCCAAGAUAACCAUCGUGAGGUUAAAGUAUUCAACGUAACUAGAGCGAAGAAUAUUCACUGCAGUGGCAAGCUACGGAUGGGCGGGAAAUAUAUGUGUUGGCAUUUACCUGCUCAACCUACCUGCCCUGUAGCAAUUGGAUUCGGUCAACCAUUCUUUAACCGGGUUGGGUCAAAUACUGAUUCAAAUGCUGAAACACAUCCGCGUGGUGGCGGUAGAGAGAGCUACGUAUGGGUGCUGACAGGCAUCGGGCGUGCGGCAGAGAACUGCAAUGACCGAUAUGAUUCAAACUAUAUCGCAUUCUCUAAAGUUGACAGGUAUCUAUCAUGGAUUCGCCAAUGCAUGAAAGUACUAAGAAACGAAGGUGAAUUAUAUCGACAAACUUAGUUGUGUUUUCCCAUGUACGCCUUCCCACGCUUUGUUUCUAUAGCCCUGUUUUAUAACGAUUGGCGCACCGAACACACGUUAUAUUUUGACAAAUAUUUAUUCGAGUAAAAGGUUAUCAAAUGUAAUAAAGACUCGUCAUUUCCGCGUCGUAUUAUUGAAAAGCAGAACGUAUAUUGUUACAAAACGUUCUUUGUGUGACGUCACAAAGACAACAAUCGUCAUUGUAAUUUCGAAACAUGGCAAUCGGGAACUAAAAGUAAAAAUAGAGAAAGUAAAAAAGUAAUACCAAAGUAUGUGCGAAUUUCACAUUAAAACGGCUUUUUCAUAGUCUUUUUUCACAAGAUU
Messenger RNA from Ciona intestinalis (vase tunicate), 2642 nucleotides. The record is from RefSeq and is a predicted model, not a curated record. Lineage: Eukaryota; Metazoa; Chordata; Ascidiacea; Phlebobranchia; Cionidae.